CACUCUCUCUCUCUCUCUCUGCACUUUGACACACAUAUACACAGUCCCUCAAACCCCUCCUGUCACUCACUAGACAAUCCUCUAGAGAGAGAAACAGAGAGAGACAAACAGUGGGUGUCUGUUUGCUAAGCUAUAAUUAACAUGUCUUCCACCAAACCAUAAGCUGCCAUGUGUUUCUCCACCGCACUACCACCACCACCACCAACCCCUCAGCCUCCGAUUAUUACUUCCACCAAUGGCGUCACUGUUAAGUCGCCAUUAAUGACCACUCUUACAGACCCAAAACCGGAACAAUGUCUCAGUCUGUAGAGCAGUCCGACGGUAGAUUGUACUGUGCCGAAAACGCCAGCGAAGUGGUCCAAUUCGAUGCCGAUAACCUGAUCUCCGAUUUCACAUCACCAUCGCAACCGGAAGACUCCGUUAUCAAUCAACUCAUCGAUUCGGAGCCCCAUCACAUGCCCCACCCGGACUAUCUCCGUCUCUGUCAAGACCACUCCGUCGACCUCACUGCACGCCAAGACUCCAUCAACUGGAUCCUCAAGGUUCAUGCACACUAUCACUUCAGACCAGUAACGGCGUUUCUGUCUGUGAAUUACUUCGACCGUUUUCUCUCUGUUCACUCUCUUUCGCGGGGAAAUGGGUGGCCGUUCCAGCUACUGUCGGUGGCGUGCCUGUCUUUGGCGGCAAAAAUGGAGGAACUGUACGUUCCGCCAUUGAUAGACCUCCAAGUGUUGGAACCAAAGUUUAUCUUCGAGCCCAAGACAGUACAGAGAAUGGAGCUCUGGGUCAUGGCCAACCUCCAUUGGAGACUACGCUCAGUCACACCUUUUGACUACCUCGAUUACUUCAUCUUCAACCUCACUUUUUCCGGGUCCAAAACCAAUCAUUUUGCCCACAUUUUAUCCUCUUCCUCAGAUCUUACUCUGAACACCACUCGUGUGAUCGAUUUCUUGGGGUUUCCGCCGUCGGUUGUUGCAGCGGCCGCCGUGCUUUCCGCCGCCGGUGAAACUGCCGGAUUACCCGAUACCUGUUACGAGAGAGUGAACAAAGAAAUGGUGAGAAGCUGUCGCCAACUAAUCGAGCAGUACCUGGUUGACACGUGCCCCUCAAAUACUCCAAAGGAUCUGAGAACCGUACCGGCGGCUCCGCCCAGUCCCGUCGGCGUUCUUGACGCAGCCGCCGCAUGCUGCAGCUGCGACACUAGGUCCGACAAUCCCGUUCUCGGUUCCGAGUCAUGCUCGGUCUUGGCCUCCGUGUUCAAUGAAUCGGACCCUCCAAAUAAACGGCUAAGAUCUUCUGCAGAUGAUGUACAGCAACAGGAACCGUAGAUAAAAGACCUUAUUUUUGAGAGAGCUGUAUUUUUCAUUAUCUUUCUCUAUUUGCCGUUGAUUAUUAAUUGGACGGCCAAGAUCAGAGGAGGAGAUGACGGUAACGGAAUUUUUUUUUUAUUUUUUUUUGUGGCACUUGUUUAAUAUUUAUAAUUUUAUGUACCUAAAUUUUGUGACUGCUAGAUUCUAUUCGUUAAUAAUUUGCCUAGUUGAGUAAUUA
Ilex paraguariensis (yerba mate) is the source of this 1548-nucleotide messenger RNA. Lineage: Eukaryota; Viridiplantae; Streptophyta; Magnoliopsida; Aquifoliales; Aquifoliaceae. The record is from the annotation of a GenBank genome assembly.